GUUAUCAAGUUAUGAUAAUGAAGAUGAUAAGAAAACUGUAAAUAAAUCGAUUAAGCUGAAAUAAAUAACAAAGUUUACUCACGAGCUCUCAUUGCUCGUCUGUUGUGCUUACUGUGUGGAGUUGUGAAGAUAACGCUGAAAUAAUAAACCUAAAUAUGGUGUCCUUCACAGCCCGUGGUUUAAUGCCCCCAGUGUUCACUCCGCUGAACGAUGAUCUGACCAUCAACUAUGGAAUCAUCCCAGCUUAUGCUAAGUUCCUGGCCGAUUCAGGAAUUAAGUCUGUAUUGGUUGGAGGCACAACAGGCGAGCACAUGUCUCUAUCGGUGGCAGAUAGGAAGAAGGUCAUAGAUGCCUGGGUUGCCGUCGCCAAGACCACCGGUCUCCAUAUACAGGUGCAAGUGGGGGGAGCACCGUUGGCUGAUGUUACUGAGCUGGCUCGUUACUGCCAGCAAGUGGGUGCGAACUCCCUACUAACACUGCCGGAGCUGUACUUCAAGCCGGCGUCGGUCCAGGACCUGGUAUUCUACGUGUCUCAGGUCGCGAAGGCGGCUCCUAAGCUGCCGGUGCUGUAUUACCAUAUACCGAGUAUGAGUAAGGUUGAGAUCAACAUGCCAGCAUUCGUAUCCGCGGCUACAGUCAGCAUCCCCAACUUCAAGGGCAUCAAGUUCACGUCGAACGACCUGAGCGAGGGCGCGCAAGUACUGCGGACCCUUAAGGAUGGACAGGAGAUGUUCCUCGGAGCUGAUACUCUCCUCGCGCCUGCAGCGCUCCUAGGCAUCAAAUCUAGCAUCGGGACAAGUUUCAACCUGUUCCCUAAGCUUGCCCAAGAAAUCCUGGAUGCCGUUGAGAAGAAUGACAUCGCCAAGGCUAGAGCUCUACAGGAAAAACUAAGCUUGGCCAUUGAAGCUCAUACUUGUGAAGGACCCUGGGUGCCCAUCAUGAAGGCUGGUAUGGAGAUAGCCACGGGCAUCAAGGUCGGACCCCCAUCUUUACCCCAAAAGCCACUGUCAGCUGAAGCCAAGCAAAGGAUCAGAACCAAACUGUCCACAUUAGGCCUUAGCAAGUAAACGAACGAAAAUGUGCUUUACGUCAACGGAAUAGAAUAUACUCUCGAAAAUCAUGCAUUUAUUUAAAAAUUGAUAUUAUAAGCUUGUUGUUUUGUCACGAUCAGUGCCUGCUAUUUUUGGGCGGUGUGAAAUGUAUAUAUAUAAAAAUCUUUUAUUGUUCAA
Messenger RNA from Helicoverpa armigera (cotton bollworm), 1229 nucleotides. RefSeq names its product N-acetylneuraminate lyase. Lineage: Eukaryota; Metazoa; Arthropoda; Insecta; Lepidoptera; Noctuidae. The record is from RefSeq and is a predicted model, not a curated record. Gene Ontology annotation, biological process: N-acetylneuraminate catabolic process. The transcript is spliced from 7 exons. Bases 156 to 1067 code for a protein of 303 amino acids. Gene Ontology annotation, molecular function: N-acetylneuraminate lyase activity.